AUGUUUUCCGGAAUUUUUGCCCAAUAUUACGCCGUGGCAUGUGCGAAUUUGAUGACUUUCAUCUAUGGGAUUGCCGUUGGAUGGCCCUCAGCUUCUUUGCCGCUUCUGAAAUCCAGUGAGACGCCUCUUCAGGAGUAUGGACCGUUGACACUUUUUGAAGCUUCGUGGGUUAGUUCGGUGUUGUGCAUUGGAGGAGCGAUCGGAACUUUAUUUUAUGCCUGGAUUGCCUCGAGAUAUGGAAGGAAAUUUGGGAUUAUGUCGAGUUUUGUACCGAUGAUUAUCUCCUGGCUCCUCAUCGAAUACGGCACGACUUUCUCCAGCCUCUUCUGUUCGAGAUUCCUCACAGGCUUUGCCGGAGGAGCUCCUUUCCAGAUCGUCCCGCUCAUCGUUAGCGAAGUUUCGAGUGUUGAAAUUCGUGGUUCACUCGGAUCUUUAUUAAUUUUACUCCAUAAUGGAGGCGCCAUCGUCGGAAUCGCCCUCAGCAGCUACACAAACUUUUAUUUUUUGCCCUGGAUUCCGAUCGUUUUGUGUUUUGUCUUUCUCUUGGGAUACAGUUUCGUGCCAGAAACCCCGAAAUAUCUCAUGAGUUGCGGAAAAGACGCUUCAAAAUCGCUAAAAUUCUUCCAAGGAACAGAUUUCGACCCAAAAAUUGAAGAAAAAAGUGAAGAAAGUUACAAAAUGCGACUUUCAGACAUUUGUGAGCCGGCAACGAGAAAAGCUUUGAUUAUUGGAACGAUUUUGAUGAACAGCGUGGUCUUUACGGGAGCUUUUACUUUGGCGAAUUAUUACGAAACGAUCUUUAAAGAAGCGGGAUCUUCGUUAUCGCCAUCAGCUUCGAGUUUGGUAGUUUGUUCCAUUCAAUUUGCCGGCACUUGUUCGGCUUCUUUGACCGUGGAGCGUCUCGGAAGGAAAAGUUUAGUCUUAAUUUCAGCUUUUUCAGCGGCUUUUUUACUCGCCGUCAUGGGAUUUCAUUCAUUUUUGAAGACAGCAUUGCUUGUUGAUGUCACUUCUGUGGCUUGGCUUCCUCUGGUUUGCUUGUCACUUUUAGUUUUUGUCGCCGCAAAUGGAGCCACAUCGAUUCCCUUCGUCAUUAUCGGCGAAAUUUUCGCUCAAAACGUAAGAGGACCUCUUGUGUCGUGGUGCGUCAUCGUAAAUUGGCUCAUGAGCUUCGUUGCGGUCUUAAUUUUUCCCUACAUGAUGGAAUACCUGAAGAUGUACGGCGCGUUGUGGGUAUUUUCCGUCAUUGGAGCGUCGCUGAUGACAAUUAUCGCCGUCAUUAUGCCCGAAACGAAGGGAAUUCCCAUCGAGGUGAUUGUCGAAAGGCUCAGGGGAACGAAGGAAAUCACGUGAAACGCACCAGAUUUCGUUUGUAAAUUAUUUAACGCGCAUGUUUCGACUGCCGUACACCUUCAUGGAACGUCACGCAGCCGAAUAGUUAAUGAUUGUAAUGUAAAUAGUCACUUUGUACAGCAAAAUAAUUUUAGUUUAGAAUGGUGUCACUGUCACUGGGUUAGUAGGACAGGGUAAAUAACUACUUUUUUUUGUACGUUUAUGCAAUAAAACUAGAAAUUGAACGAUUUGACGUCAUUUGCUGCUAUGUGGCCUCUUACGAUCAAGUGGUAGGAAUCCCUCGCGAUAUCGGCUUAUCGAUGUCUAAUCGGAAAUUGUUGCGGGAAUUUGUUAGAAAAUCAUGAAAAAUUA
Molecule: messenger RNA, 1701 nt
Organism: Culicoides brevitarsis
Lineage: Eukaryota; Metazoa; Arthropoda; Insecta; Diptera; Ceratopogonidae
Product: facilitated trehalose transporter Tret1-2 homolog
Exons: 2
Coding region: 1-1350 (449 amino acids)
Biological process (GO): transmembrane transport
Cellular component (GO): membrane
Molecular function (GO): transmembrane transporter activity
Source: RefSeq, a predicted model, not a curated record